This is a messenger RNA of Suhomyces tanzawaensis NRRL Y-17324, 510 nucleotides long. RefSeq names its product Tom20p (gene TOM20). The record is from RefSeq and is a predicted model, not a curated record. The transcript has a single exon. The coding region runs from base 1 to 510 and encodes 169 amino acids. Gene Ontology annotation, molecular function: transmembrane protein transporter activity. Gene Ontology annotation, cellular component: mitochondrial outer membrane translocase complex; mitochondrial outer membrane. NCBI's taxonomy places the organism in Eukaryota, Fungi, Ascomycota, Pichiomycetes, Serinales, Debaryomycetaceae. Gene Ontology annotation, biological process: tRNA import into mitochondrion; protein import into mitochondrial matrix; protein targeting.
AUGAACAAGGCCCUCACUAUUACUACCAUUGCAGCCACCGUCUUCGUCGGUUACGCUGCCUACUUUGACUACCAAAGAAGAAAUUCCGCUGAAUUCAGAAAGUCUUUGAAGAAGAAGGCCGUCAAGCAUGCCAAACUCAGUGAAAAGAUAGAAAAGGAAACCAAGAAGUCCAAAUUUGAGGCUGUCAAGAAGGCUUUGGAAGAAGACUUGAAGGCUAACCCAGUCCCAGUUGAUUUGGCCGAAAAGGAGAACUUCUUCAUGCAGCAAGUUGCUUUAGGUGAGCAAUUAGCAUCUCUUCCAGACCAAAAGAUCGAAUCGGCCCUUUGUUUCUACAAGGCCUUGGCCGUGUAUCCUAACCCAACCGAUAUCUUGGGUGUCUACCAAAGAUCUGUUCCUGAAGACAUCUACGAGGUCGUGGUCAUGAUGAUCGCAGCCAAGCCACCUCCAGCUGUGUCCAACGUGUUGAACCCUGAACUUAAGGCUGAAAAGCCAGAAGAAGACUUAGAUUAA